Cucurbita moschata (crookneck pumpkin) is the source of this 3834-nucleotide messenger RNA. Its product is annotated as protein transport protein Sec24-like At4g32640. Gene Ontology annotation, cellular component: COPII vesicle coat; endoplasmic reticulum exit site. Gene Ontology annotation, biological process: COPII-coated vesicle cargo loading; intracellular protein transport; endoplasmic reticulum to Golgi vesicle-mediated transport. Gene Ontology annotation, molecular function: zinc ion binding; SNARE binding. Bases 238 to 3492 code for a protein of 1084 amino acids. The transcript is spliced from 25 exons. The record is from RefSeq and is a predicted model, not a curated record. NCBI's taxonomy places the organism in Eukaryota, Viridiplantae, Streptophyta, Magnoliopsida, Cucurbitales, Cucurbitaceae.
AAUUCGGGUAUUAUCUUCAAUUCUUUCAUUCUCGGCUGUUCUUUCGCCGUUAUUGGUCUCUGUCGAUCAUCCAAUCUACUAAUUUCGACUUGGAUUUGUCUGAUCUUCAUUUGAUUUCUCAAUUUCAUUUAUGUUUUGUAGUUGAUUUGGGUUGUUGAAUCUGCACAGUGAAUUUGUAUAGAAAGGUUUUAUUGAAUAAGAGUACGAAAGUCUGGUUCUUUAAAAUCUGGUUGAUCAAUGGCAGCUCUUGUGCCUCCAGGGGCACUUCGGCCCAAUGAAAGCAAUAGCAAUCAAGCUCCACCACCACCGGCUAAUUACUACCCUAAUUCUCAGCCAAAUCCUGGUUCUUUAGCUGAUAAUUUUCAAAAUAUGAAUCUCAAUCGACCUCCUUCAAUGCCCAAUUCAUUCCCUAGGCCCCCAUUUGGCCAAUCACCACCUUUUCCUUCGUCAGCACCCCCACCAACUGGAAUAUCUGGUGCCCCACCUCCAUUUUCACGGCCAGGUCCACCAUCAUCUUCAAUUGCCCGACCUAAUUUGCCUUCAUCGGGGCCUCCACCAUCUGCAUUACCUCCCAACAUGACUCCAAUGAGACCUAGUGGGCCGCCUGUUGGACAACCGUCUCCAUUAGUAUCUAGGCCAACUCCUCCAGGUGUUGGGGCUACUGCCCAACCUGCUUAUAGGCCACCUUCCAGUGGUUCAGUUAUGCCUCCACUUGGUUCACGUCCAAGUGGAACCUUGCCCCCUUCUGUUAGCAACCCAAGCAUGCCUCCACCAAGUGCUCGGGGUGGUGCAUUGAGUAAUGGCCCUCCAGCAUUCGCGCAGACCAAUUUUCCCAGUGGGCCACGUUUUCCUCCAGCAGCCAAUGCACCACAAGGUCCUCCACCAAUGGGAGCAUCUGUUCAGACUCCAUAUAUGCAUUCUGUUCCAGGUGGCCCUGGAUUUUUGCCUCCAUCAGGUCCUCCCGGGCAAGCAGCACCACCAUUUCCAUUGGCAACUCAAGGAGUACCGCCACCUUCAGGUUCCCCAUUUGGGCCGCCAACAUGGCCAAUGCAACCUGGUCAGGCGGCAGCUCCUCCACCUAUUACUGGUCAAUUGCAGCCACCUAGAAUGUUUGGGAUGCCUCCACAUACACCUAACCAAUCCAUGACUACUAUCUCACCUGCUAUUGGUCAAACUGGAUCUCCGGCAGCCACACAAUCAAAAAUUGAUCCAAAUCAGAUUCCAAGGCCCGUUCCAAAUUCAUCAGUCAUCCUGUUUGACACUCGUCAAGGCAACCAGGCCAGUCUGCCCCCGCUUGCAUCAAGUGAGUAUAUUGUGAGAGACACUGGGAAUUGCAGUCCACGUUUUAUGAGGUGCACCAUUGGUCAGAUCCCGUGCACUGCUGAUCUUUUGAAUACAUCAGCCAUGCAGUUGGCUUUGCUAGUCCAACCAUUUGCUCUUCUACAUCCUUCUGAGGAGCCCAUUCAAGUUGUGGAUUUUGGGGAAAGUGGGCCAGUCCGAUGUUCUCGCUGCAAAGGCUAUAUUAAUCCUUUUAUGAAGUUCAUUGAUCAGGGAAGACGAUUUGUCUGUAACUUAUGUGGCUUUACUGAUGAGACUCCUCGUGAAUACCACUGUAAUCUUGGUCCAGAUGGUAGAAGACGAGAUGCUGAUGAAAGGCCCGAACUGUGUAGAGGAACAGUAGAAUUUGUUGCUUCUAAGGAAUACAUGGUGCGUGAUCCAAUGCCAGCUGUUUAUUUUUUCCUCAUUGAUGUAUCCAUGAAUGCCGUACAGACUGGUGCCACUGCUGCAGCGUGCAGUGCAAUUAGUCAAGUUAUUUCUGAUCUUCCUGAAGGUCCUCGUACAUUCGUCGGGAUUGCAACAUUUGACUCAACAAUUCACUUUUACAAUCUGAAACGUGCACUACAACAGCCUUUGAUGCUCAUAGUCCCUGAUGUACAAGAUGUAUAUACUCCUCUGGAGUCUGAUGUUAUUGUUCAACUAUCAGAGUGCCGUCAACAUUUGGAGUUGUUGCUUGAGAGUAUUCCAACGAUGUUUCAGAGUAAUAGAACCACCGAGUCAGCCUUUGGUGCUGCAAUCAAAGCAGCUUUCUUGGCAAUGAAAAAUACUGGAGGCAAAAUCUUGGUAUUCCAGUCAGUCUUGCCAUCAAUUGGCAUUGGAGCACUUUCUUCCAGGGAGGCUGAAGGAAGAACAAAUAUUUCUUCUGGGGACAAGGAGGCUCAUAAAUUACUUCAGCCAGCUGACAUGACUUACAAAACAAUGGCAAUUGAACUGGCUGAGUAUCAGGUCUGUGUUGAUGUGUUUCUCACUACCCAGAAUUAUGUUGAUAUUGCUUCUAUUUCUGACAUUGCAAGGACUACUGGGGGGCAGGUUUAUUAUUAUUACCCCUUCUCGGUUCUUUCUGAUCCAGCCAAGCUCUAUAAUGAUCUUAGAUGGAAUAUCACAAGGCCUCAAGGUUUUGAGGCUGUGAUGCGUGUUAGAUGCAGCCAGGGAAUUCAAGUACAAGAGUACCAUGGGAAUUUUUGCAAACGGAUCCCUACAGAUGUUGACUUGCCUGGGAUUGAUUGUGACAAGACUAUAAUGGUAACUUUAAAACAUGAUGACAAGUUACAAGAUGGCUCAGAAUGUGCUUUCCAGUGUGCACUACUCUACACUACAGUAUUUGGUCAGCGGAGAAUUCGUGUCUCCACUUUAUCUCUACCUUGCACUAGUAUGCUGAAUAACCUCUUCCGAUCAGCUGACUUGGACUCUCAGUUCGCAUGUUUUCUCAAGCAAGCGGCCGCUGAAGUUCCUUCAUCCCCAGUAUUGCAAAUCCGGGAGCGUAUGACAAAUCUGUGUGUCAAUGUUUUGCUUUCAUAUCGCAAGUAUUGUGCAACAGUAUCAUCAUCUGGACAGCUCAUUCUUCCGGAGGCACUAAAGCUACUGCCACUCUAUACCAUUGCAUUAACAAAAAGUACUGGUUUGAGAACUGAUGGAAGGAUCGAUGAUCGAUCUUUUUGGGUCAACCACGUUUCGUCCCUUCCAAUUCCUCUGGCUGUACCUUUGGUAUAUCCUAGAAUGUUGUCUAUACAUAACCUUACAGAGGAUGGCGAUUCGACUCCGGGUACUCCAAUUCCUCUUUCGAGUGAGCACGUGAGUGACGAGGGAAUUUAUCUUCUUGAGAAUGGUGAAGAUUGUUUAGUAUAUAUUGGGAACUUGGUUGAUAGAGACCUGUUGCAGCAGUUAUUUGGCAUUUCCUCGGUUGAUGAAAUUCCUGCUCAGUUUGUAUUGCAGCAGUAUGACAAUCCUCUGUCUAAGAAGCUCAAUGAUUUGAUGAAUGAGAUACGACGUCAAAGAUGUUCCUACCUACGCUUGAGGUUGUGCAAGAAAGGAGACCAGUCAGGGAUGCUAUUCUUUUCGAAUAUGAUUGAAGAUAAAAGUUCCCAUGGCCCUUCCUACAUCGAGUUUCUUGUUCAUGUUCACCGACAAAUUCAGAUAAAAAUGUCUUCUUCAUAAUCUUACACUUCAGAGGAACUUCUUACCAAGAAACUAGAGUCGCGUGAGAAAAUGGAAACGAAAUUCCCGGUACGAACGACAUUGAUCGACAGUCCCAUUCAUCUUCGAGUAGUUAGAUGAGUGAAUUUUGAUGGGUAAUUGUUGCUAAAUUAUUAAGUUUAAUGGAAGAUUUUGGUAGUGAACACAAUCAACACAGUUUCUUGUUAAAUUUAUUGUUGUUUUCGCAACAUUCUUUUUCCCUUUUCGACUCGAAACAUCCUCUUAUCUCUCAACAGUCAACAUGCUGCCUGGACGACAGAAAUUGUCAAAGAACAUAUAAAAUGUGUGAUAGAUUAAUGACUA